AUGAGGUUUUAUCUGAACGUCGGAAAAUCUAGCCGUGUCGUGAGCGGUCAUCAUGCAAACGACUACCACUACCUCAAUUACCCUCAAGCUAAAGGUCCGACCGACUCGCUCACUCUCUCCAUGCAUCCAUCUUCCAACCUACUUCUACUAGUCAGAUGGCGAUUCCAGGGUAAGACCUUACUCGUGGCAAGGGCAAAGAAGCAUUGUAAGAAAGACAUCUUGCCAAACCUCGUGAUCAUCGUCAGCCGUGUCAUAGAAGGUCUGAUCGUACCUACGAUCCACCGACAAAGUAUUUGCAUACCAUCGAACCGUUGUUGGGUCGAAAGUCAGAUCUACUUGGUAUUGAGGCCCGAAGGCUGA
Molecule: messenger RNA, 360 nt
Organism: Tremella mesenterica DSM 1558
Lineage: Eukaryota; Fungi; Basidiomycota; Tremellomycetes; Tremellales; Tremellaceae
Exons: 3
Coding region: 1-360 (119 amino acids)
Source: RefSeq, a predicted model, not a curated record